UCCAGCACCCAGAACAAACUCAUUUAAAAUGGCUCUCUUCAAUGUGAGAUCACUUUCAAUGAAAGCAGAUUCUGGCUCAUGAAUAUUUCAGCGUGGUGUAAUGAAAUCCAGGUGACUCAGUGGCAGUGGUACACAUACACAUGGCCUGGCCACUGCGACCAUGAACACACCUGGAGCUGAAACAGUAAGAGUGGGAGUUGUACUUACUACAGAGGGCAACGACUGUGUAGUCAUUGGUGAGGAAGGACGUGGUGUGGACUACAAAUCAGGAAAGGACGAGGUAAAAACAUUUGCAUGGUUACAUGAUUUGCAUCAAUCAACAUUCAGCAAUAUGCUUUCUAAACUCUCUCACCAUCACAAUGUGAUUUCCAAUCAGGAAGCAAAGUCUUUCUCCUUUGACCAAGUUGUGACUCUUGACAACAUACAGAGUUUCCACCCUGAGCUCCUGCAGCCUCUCACUGAGGUCAUAUCCAGUGGUUAUAAUGGAGCGCUGCUGAUAUGUGGAGCCUCCACAGAGAAGAUAGACUACAGUAUCACCAAACAGGUCUUGGCAAAUCUUUUGAGCCGUAUUUUACCAGUGAAGGAGGAGUUGUUCAUCUCUCUAUCGUUCCUUCAGUUUCAUCCAGAUGGCAGUACUGUGGAUCUCCUGAGCCCCAGUAGACAGACUUUAAGACUUGUGACACACCCUGUCCUUGGAAAUCUUGUAGGAGGUUUAGGCGAGGUGUGUGUGUGUUCAGCAGAAGAAGCCUUUACUCUGUAUGAAACAUGCAGGGAGACUAUGAAGGCAAAUGCAGGCUCCCUUUCCAGCAGAUGUAGUUCCCUGUUCUCAGUGGCUGUUGAGUGGAAACUUCAUCCAGACGAGGAGGAGGAGGAGGGGGAGGUGUGCCGCAGCAGACUGCAGCUGUUCAGCCUGGCAGGAGGAGCCAGCAGGACUGACCUCAGAGGAGUCAGCCCACUGCUGAAGGUUGUGGACCAAACCCAAUGUGAAGCCACAACAAGCGACAAGCUCCUCCCUUUCCUCCUAAAUGACGCCUUAAGAGGAAACAGUAAGACAGUCCUCAUCUACUGCAUCCACCCUCAAGGUUUCCUAGAUGACGAAACCCCCUCUGCUUUAGCUCUGGCCCAGAAAGCAAGAAGUAUGAUAACUAAGGCCACUGUCAACCGCUGGUGUCCAAGGGCAACCGAGCAAGAGAUCAGAGAUGACAUCAUGCAUCUAAGAACCGUGAUGAUGUCACUGGGAGAAAGUGAAACUCAUAACACCUACAGGCUGGCAGAGCUGACUCAAAACCUGCAGACUGUGAAAAAUCAGUCAUGGGAGAAGAGGAGGGAAGAGUCAAAGAAGAUAAAAGACAAAACACAGAGUUGUCGGACACCAAAUAGCAAUUGGCGCAGCAGUGGUCAUAGAGAGAGCACAGACACGAUGAAAUAUUUACAAGAGCAGCUGAAACAAGAAAUGGAGGAACACAUCAGAGAGGGGAAAGGGAAAGUUGAGAAAGUCCAUGAAAGAGUAGCAAGAAUCCAGCAGCUGAGGGAGGCUCUCAGAGAGGAGACACUGAAGAACGGGGCUGCUACAGAGAAAUCUGACCUCUGUCAGGAAUCUCAGUUGGAAUACAGCAAAGCACAGGAGCGGAGGAGGCAAGUUAAGGACGACCACGGGAAAUUAAUUCAGGAGGAGGUGGAGAAGAUGGAGAGGGACUUGGCACUGGAACCGCUACCAACAGAGGGCUCCCAGAGAGAGCUGCUGGUGCUGACCAGAGAGCGGCAGGUCCUUGUGCUGCAGAUAGAGGCCCUGCGCGCUGAGGCCCAGCAGGCUGAGAGAGACCUGCAGGAUCAGUAUUACAGACACCAAACAGAGCUGCAUUGUCUAAGAGAAGAGAGCCUGCAGGUGUUCCGAGUGUUUCGUCAGGUAAGCGAGGAGCAGCGGAAGAUGUCAGAGGGCAGAUACAGAAGCGUGCUGCUGGAGGCUGUGCAGGAUGCCGUCUACCUUUCAGCCCAGAACCAGCAGCUGCAGGCUGACAACAAACAACUCCGUAAAGCACUGGGAGAGUUAAAGGAUACUCUAGCUGUGCGAGGUGAUCCUAAGGCUGGAAUGUUAACCCAGAAACAAUGAAUAUACAGUGGUGUGAGUGUUUGCCCCCUUCCUGAUUUCUUAGUUUUUUGCACAUUUGUCACACUGAAUUGUUUCAGAUCAUCAAACAACUUUUAAUAUUAGACAAACUUAACCCGAGUAAAUACAAAAUGCAGUUUUUAAAGGUGAUUUUAUUUAAUAAGGGGGAAAAAGCUAUCCAAACCUACCUGGCCCUAUGUGAAAAAAGUGAUUGCCCCCUAAACCUAAUAACUGGUUGUGCCACCCUUGGCGGCAACAACUGCAAUCAAAAGUUUGCGAUAAUUGGCAAUGAGUCUUUCACAGCACUAUGGAGGAAUUUUGGCCCACUCUUCUUUGUAGAAUUGUAUUAAUUCAGCCACACUGGUUGGUUUUCGAGCAUGAACAGCCUGUUUAAGGUCAUGCCACAGUAUCUCAGUUGGAUUUAAGUCAGGACUUCGACUAGGCCACUCUAAAAGCUUAAUUUUGUUUUUUCUGAGCCAUUCAGAUGUGGACUUGCUUGCGUUUCAGAUAACUGUCCUGCUGCAUAACCGUGCACUUGAACUUGAGGUCAUGAACUGAUGGCUGGACAUUCUCCUUCAGGAUUUUCUGGUAGACAGCAGAAUUCAUUAUUCCAUCAAUUACGGCAAGUCGUCCAUGGUCAUGAAGCAGCAAAGUGGCCCCAGACCAUCACACUACCACCACCAUGUUUGACUGUUAGUAUGAUACUUUUUAUUUUAUGCUGUGUUGGUUUUACGCCAGAUUUAACGUGACGCACCCCUUCCAAAAAGUUCAACUUUUGUCUCGUCAGUCCACAAAAUAUUUUCCUAAAAGUCUUGGGGAUCAUUAAGAUGUUUUUGGGCAAACGUUAGACAAACCUUUGUGUUCCUUUUGGUCAGCAGUGGUUUUCGUCUUGGAAUUCUGCCAUGCAGAACAUUUUUGCCCAGUGUCUUUCUUAUUGUUGAAUCAUGGACUCUGACCUUAACUGAGGCAAGUAAGGCCUGCAGUUCUUUAGAUGUUGUUCUGGGUUCUUUUGGGAAUUUCUUGAUGAGUUGUCAGCGCGCUCUUGGAGUAAUUUUGGUAGAUUGGCCACUCCCAGGAAGACUCACCACUGUUCAAGUUUUCUCCAUUUGUGGAUCAUGGCUCUCACCAUGGUUAGCUGGAGUCUCAAAGCCUUAGAAAUGGCUUUGUAACCCUUCCUAGACUGAUAGAUGUCAACGACUUUGUUUCUCAUUUGUUCUUGAAUUUCUUUAGUUUGUGGAAUGAUGUGUUGCUUUUUGAGAUAUUUUUGCCUACUUCACUUAAUCAGAACGGUUAUAUUUAGGUGAUUUAUUGAUACAAUAGGUUUGGCAAUAAGUAGGCCUGGGUGUGGCUAGUGAAAUUGAACUCAACUUUCCAAAAAAUCUGGUUAAUCACAUGAUUUAACAAGGGGGGCCAUUACUUUUUCACAUAGGGCCAGGUAGGUUUGGAUAGCUUUUUCCCCUAUUAAAUGAAACAAUCUUUUAAAAACUGCAUCUUGUAUGUAUUGAGGUUAUGUUUGUCUAAUAUUAAAAGUUGUUUGAUAAUCUGACACAUUUCAGUGCGACAAAUGUGCAAAAAACUAAGAAAUCAGGAAGGGGGCAAACACUUUUUCACACCACUGUUUGAAUCAGUGUGCUUAAUGUAAAUCAUGAGAAAUAAAACAGUUUUCCACAA
This is a messenger RNA of Micropterus dolomieu (smallmouth bass), 3778 nucleotides long. RefSeq names its product osmotic avoidance abnormal protein 3. NCBI's taxonomy places the organism in Eukaryota, Metazoa, Chordata, Actinopteri, Centrarchiformes, Centrarchidae. Bases 161 to 2110 code for a protein of 649 amino acids. The transcript is spliced from 18 exons. Gene Ontology annotation, molecular function: microtubule binding; microtubule motor activity; ATP binding. The record is from RefSeq and is a predicted model, not a curated record. Gene Ontology annotation, biological process: microtubule-based movement.